CUGGGGUUCUCCACAGAAAUGCAAGUUCCAUCAACCUACCUUAGGCACUCAGUCAUUCCCCGUGACAUCAAUUAAGCCAGCCGUUCCUUGCGCAAGCCGCUUCCAGCUGGAAAACUCCGGACGCUCCAGCGCCGGCCCUCCGGUCCUGUCUGCAUACCUGGGUAGUAACUCACCAGCUUCUUGUCACUCUUUUCUGUACCCCUCGCCGCGCCGGCGCCACUGACUGCGAUAUCCCCGUGUUAUGCGCUGACUAGGUAGUUAGCCGUUGCCCUUGCGUCGCCCAAUUGCGCUCCCCUGAAGACUGCCAAAAUGGCCGCCGCCGUGGAGGACCUGUCGCGGUCCGAGUACCCGGCAAUGCUCGCGAACUUGCAACCCGGACAGGCCGUCCAGGUGCUGGCGGAUCGAGUCAAACGCAUCGCGCGGACCAACCAGGAGAUCGCAGAUUGGCUUCAGGAGCGCAGGAGAGUCGAGGAGCAAUAUGUCGCCUCCCUGCGCAAGCUGCUCCUGUUCAAGGUGCCCAACGCAGCGUCCGAGCUCGGAGUCUUUCAAGCACCAUGGGACAAGAUCCUCCAGUCCGUCGACGGCAUUGCCGCCUCCCAUCAGCUCUUUUCGCAGCGCAUCGAGAAGGACGUCGAGCAACCCCUCCGCAACUUCCAGAACAGGAAGGACAUGCAGAAUAUCCACACCAUGAGUGCAAACUUGCAGUCAAUGGCCAAGGAGCUGGAUGAAGCGACCGAGAAGUCGGAAAGGCUGAGCAAGAAGGGCGGAAAGGCCAAUGUCCAAAAGGUCGAUAUGGCGGCAGCGAGGCUCGAGUCUGCGAAUUCACAAUGGGAAUCCCAGGCGCCCUUCAUCUUCGAGACUCUCCAGGCCCUCGACGAGCAGCGAAUAAACCAUCUGCGCGAUGUCUUGACCCAGCUCGAGACCCACGAAAUCGACCAGGCCACCCGGACCCAGUCCGCCGCCGAAGACGUGCUCAACGUGAUGCUCGAGGUGGACACGUCUCGGGAGGUCCAGAACUUCGUGCAACGAACAACCUCUGGGAAGCCGAGGGUCGAACGGAAGUCUACAUCGCGGCAACCGGCGCCCGUCACCCCAAGCGUCCCUCCCCCUAGCGCCACCGGGGACGACGUCAGUGAGCACUCGGGCCACCGAGAAAAUCCUCCGGAAUUAAAGUUGCGGAGCCGCAUUGGAACCAUGCUCGGCCGUCGACGCCAGAGCAUUCACGGCGGCUUCGGCCAGCUCGGUUCUUCUCAGAAAGGCCUUGGCCCGUUCUCCCGCGGUCUCGGGAGCAGCCACAGUCAGACAUUGUCUCCGAGGACUUCGUCUCACAAUUUGGCCGACUCCCAGAACCGAUUAACCUCGGUUGUCGAAAGCCCAACGGCGGAGAAGGAGCCCCGGAAAUCCACUGCAGAAAAGGAGAGCGGCAAGCCGUCGCAUGAGGGAACAAAUGGAGUGGCCGCCACAGAAUCGCCCAAAGAUGUUCAGCCGCCAAAGUCAACCAGCCUCCUGAACGGCACGGCGGAGGACAUUUUCGAUGCACCAGCCGCUCCCUCGGCGCCUCAGCAGCAGCAAGAAAAAGGGGAACCGACCAAGGACGCCGAAGGGUUCACGAUACCAACAGCAACGAACGAUCCCAUUUCCCAGGCUCAACGGGAGGCCGCGGCCGAGGAGGGUGAUCUGCUUUUCAAGUUGAGCAUCAAGAACGAGCCCAUCCCGGAAGAAGACCAGGAAGCAAAGCAGGCGGCCCUGUCUAAUGUCGCGAAUGCGUUAACAACCAUGGGGAUGCCGUCACGCAGGACGGGAACUGUGCGAGGCAGGAGGGAGGUCCGGAACACAGUCUACAUGCCGGCCUUGCCUACUCACGAGAUCUCUGCCGACAAUCCGUUUCCCCCGUCCCCAUCCUUGUCAACAAGUGCUUCAAUCCCAAGGCCCACGCCCUCAGCGACGUUUGCCUCGGAGACAAGCCAUGCCUCCGACACGCAAUCAAUCCGAUCUGGUACUUCUUUUGGUGGCGCAUCCUCGUAUAGCACCGUGGCCCGGCUGAAGCACCCGGAAAUGCACGGGCCAGCGUACGGACCAGGCCUGCAUUCGUCCAUCAUCGAGGCAGUGUCUGCCGUUUUCCAGGACGGGGAGCCCAGCUUGGUCAAGGUCACGGGCGAGAUUGCUCUUUCAUACGUGCCCGAUCCCAACUCUCCUUACACAGACCGCGAGACAAUCCGCCUCAACGGAUUCUCCCUCCUCGAAUCCAUCGGCCCCAACCGCGUCGUCGUAGCCAACACGGCCGCGCCAGAUGAAUUCUCGGUCGGUGUCUCCCACCUCACCACCGCCACCACCCCCGCCUUCACCUACCGCGUGCACGCCGAAUCGGACACCGCCCUUGCCUCGCAAUGCCCCAUCACUAUCCUCCCCGUCUGGAAACCCCAGGCCGAUAAGCUCGGCCUCCUCCUUCAGUACCGCCUCAACCCGUCGUGCGCCGCCGCCGCGACCGGGCCCGUGACGCUCUCCAACGUGGUCUUCAUCGCCGCCUACGAGGGCGCGCGCGCCAGCGGCGUGCAGACCAAGCCGUCGGGCACCCACCUGAAGGACAAGCACAUCGUCUACUGGCGCCUCGGCGACCUCACGCUGACCGAGGACUGGGGCAAGAUCAUCUGCCGCGUGAUCGGCGAGCAGAACGCCGAGCCGCGCCCGGGCCGCGUCGAGGUGCGCUGGGAGUGGGCCUCCCCGCCUGCUCUGUCGCCCGGUGAGGCCGGCGACGCGGAGGCGGGCAGCGGCAUCUCGGUCGCCAGGCUGCUGCCCGAGGGGAAGGGCAAGGGCAAGGAGAAGGCGCAGCCCGAAGAGGAGAACCCGUUCGCUGAUGUCGGGUCGGCGCCCGCGUCGCCUGACCCGCAGGGGCGCACGUGGGUUGAUGUGCCACUUGUGAGGAGAGUGGUGAGUGGGAAGUACGAGGCGAAGCAAACACUGUGAGCGAGGAAGCUGGUGGGUGGGCGAGAGUCACGGUUAAGAAUGUGUCUUGAAGGUUGUCUUUUUGUUUUGCGGCAAGCGAUGGAUAGAUAUCUUUCGACCGCGACUGUGGGAAGUUGAACUUUUAUCAGCGGUUGAUGAUACCGGGGGCAUGCAUAUUGGUGAG
Molecule: messenger RNA, 3127 nt
Organism: Thermothielavioides terrestris NRRL 8126
Lineage: Eukaryota; Fungi; Ascomycota; Sordariomycetes; Sordariales; Chaetomiaceae
Exons: 6
Coding region: 310-2964 (884 amino acids)
Biological process (GO): septin cytoskeleton organization
Cellular component (GO): cell division site; endocytic vesicle; cytoplasm
Source: RefSeq, a predicted model, not a curated record